Molecule: messenger RNA, 1089 nt
Organism: Hydra vulgaris (swiftwater hydra)
Lineage: Eukaryota; Metazoa; Cnidaria; Hydrozoa; Anthoathecata; Hydridae
Product: piggyBac transposable element-derived protein 4-like
Source: RefSeq, a predicted model, not a curated record
AUGAGUCGCCCAAGAAGUAAUGCUGCAGUCGAGGCUAAUAAUAUUAUUUUUGGUUUAAAUGACUUAUCUUCAAGUGAUGACUCAGCUGAUGAAAACCUUACAGACGAUGAAGAAGAUAUUGUUACAGUUGACGAUGAAUCAGAUGCUAUCAUCUCUGAUCAAAGUGAUGAAGAAGGUGUUCAGGAAAAUUACAUUUUAAACCAAAACAUGAUUUCAAAGAACGGUGAAGAAAUUUGGAGUACUCUUCCAUCUGUAAAUGCUGCUAAGCCACGUGCACAAAAUAUUAUUCGACAACCAACUGGCCCAACAAGGUUUGCAGCUCAGGUUUGCGGCCAAAGUGUGGAUACUGCCUUCAAACUUUUUAUAACACCAGAAAUGAUUAGAAUCAUUGUCAAUUGCAUUAAUGCUGAAGCUCGUAGAAUAAGACUAGAAGGAUGGGUUGACACGACAGUAAAUGAGCUGGAGCUUGGAGUUCUUCUUCUAGCUGGAGUGUUUCAUUCUAAAAAUCAAAGCAUAAAAGAGCUUUGGAGUAAAUUAGAUGGCAUACCAAUAUUUUCUACUUCAAUGCAAAGAGAUCGAUUUGUUAACUUGCGACGAUGCAUUCGAUUUGAUGAGAGAGAAACAAGAAAUCAAAGACGGUUUGAAGACAAAUUUGCACCUUUAAGAAAUAUAAUGGAAAUGUUUACUACUAAAUGUAAGAGCAACUACAAUCCAAGUGCAUAUCUUACUGUUGAUGAGCAAUUAGUUACAUUUAGGGGACGUUGUCCGUUUAAGAUAUUUAUACCUACUAAGCCAGGAAAGUAUGGAAUGAAGAUAUGGAUAUUAUGUGAUGCUGAAACUUCUUACUGCAUAAAUUUGCAACCGUAUAUUGGUAGAGUAAAUGGAGUACGUGAUGUUGGACAAGGUACACGAGUAGUUCUUGAACUAACUGAUCACUUAAAUGGAAGUGGUAGACACAUAACAGCUGAUAAUUUUUUUACAAACAUUCAUCUUGCACGUGCAUUGCUAGGACGUAAAAUGACAUACACUGGCACCAUUAAAAAAAAUAAAGGAGAAAUACCAAAAAAGUUAUUGCCAGCCUUACAUUGA